This is a messenger RNA of Bactrocera tryoni, 1358 nucleotides long. RefSeq names its product adenosine deaminase-like protein (gene Ada). Gene Ontology annotation, molecular function: adenosine deaminase activity. Gene Ontology annotation, biological process: adenosine catabolic process; inosine biosynthetic process. The transcript is spliced from 2 exons. The record is from RefSeq and is a predicted model, not a curated record. Lineage: Eukaryota; Metazoa; Arthropoda; Insecta; Diptera; Tephritidae. The coding region runs from base 177 to 1211 and encodes 344 amino acids.
AACUCGAAAAUUACAAAGUAAGAUCAUACAUUUUUAACUACCGGAUAAGGCUUGGUGACACAUAUCGAUAUUAUCGAUUGGUUUCAGUCAUCGCCGUUUGUUUACUUCUUUAUGCACAGCUGAUAGAGCAAAUACAGAAAUACGUAUAAAAAAAGAAGUGAAAUAACCGGUGUGCGAUGGAUACAACUAAUUUUAUACGACAAAUGCCAAAGAUUGAAUUACAUGCACAUCUCAAUGGAUCAUUAUGCACUAAAUCAAUUGAAGAGUUGUGUGAAGAACUAUACGGCGUGAAUUCCAAUGAAAAGGUUUUACUCAGCGAAAAGUUAGUAUUCGAUGGUGGAAAUCUUGACCAAUGCUUUCUUAAGUUCCGUUAUAUGCACGAAUUAACAGCCACUAAGAGGGGCCUACAAUUAGCUACAGAGCUAACAAUAAGAGAUUUUGCCAAAGAUAAUGUUAUUUAUUUGGAAUUACGCACAACUCCCAAAAAAAAUUCGGAAAUGUCUAAAGAAGAAUAUGUGAAAAGUGUUUUGAAGGCUAUAGAACGUACUAAGAAAAUUGAAAGUAUUCACGUGAACUUGCUGCUAUCUAUUGAUAGAAGUAAAAGCGUAGCUGAGGCUGAAGAAACAGUUAAUAUUGCAUUACAACUAAAGAACACUUAUAAAGACAUUAUCUCUGGUAUUGACUUCAGUGGUAAUCCGAAACUGGGUAAUUUCAUGCACUUUAUACCAGUAUUGGAAAAAGCUCGUAAAAACAAUUUAAAGUUGGCCUUACAUUGUGCAGAAAUUCACAAUCCUGCAGAAAUUGAUCAAAUGAUUAAAUUCGGCAUGGAACGAUGUGGUCAUGGUACUUUCCUAAGUGAGCCUCAACUAAAUGAAAUAUAUAGAAAAAAUAUAACCAUUGAAUGCUGUUUGACGAGUAAUGUGAAAUGCUCCACCGUAAAAUGCUAUAACGAUCAUCAUUUUAAACAUAUUUUUAAUGGUAAAAAAGCGGCAGUAAUAUUAUGCACUGACGAUUGUGGUGUUUUCGACACUACCUUGUCCAAUGAAUUCGUAUUAGCAAAAAAUACAUUUAACUUAACCAAAAACGAUUUACUUCAACUUUCACUGAAUGCCGUAGAAUUUGCAUUCGUACAUGAACACUUCAAACACGAUUUAAAACAAAGAAUUCGCCAUUACUUUGAAAUUCCAACUGAACCAGAACCGAAAAAUUAAAGUUUUGACAUGAAAUCGGUAAAUUGUAAUGUUGGUUUGAUAAUUAUAAGGUAAUUUUUACGAUAACCUUAACGAAAAAAACAAGAAACAUCAUUUAUUACUUUGAGUAGAAAGUAAUGCAUUUUUGCACAAAAUAUAUAAUAUAUG